Homalodisca vitripennis (glassy-winged sharpshooter) is the source of this 584-nucleotide messenger RNA. Its product is annotated as ctenidin-1-like. The record is from RefSeq and is a predicted model, not a curated record. Lineage: Eukaryota; Metazoa; Arthropoda; Insecta; Hemiptera; Cicadellidae. The transcript has 2 exons. The coding region runs from base 239 to 433 and encodes 64 amino acids.
UAAAACCUCAGUCAGUUGCUUUUAAUUAUCAUUGCUAAACUGCUUCCAGGGAAAUACGAUCACGCAGACGUUUCAAGGACAUUAUUUCCGCUGAGUUCCACUGAGAAAACCUCAAGUCUUCCUCAUCCCGACCGGCAACGGUAGUGGCGCGGAACGGCGAUGACUCAUCUUACCCUGCCAGUGGGGAGGGAACCGAGGCCCAUAUAUACCUGGGACUCGCUGAACUCCAGUAGUCAACAUGGCGCUCAGAAUCGCUCUUGUGUUCCUGGUGGUGGCGGUGGUGGUGAGCGUAGUCUUCGCCGACCUAGAAACCGCAGAGAAGCGUAAUGGUCGUCAAAAUAGUGGUUGGGGUACUGGUCAGUGGGGAGGUGGUCAUCACGGUGGCGGAGGUCACCACGGUGGACAUCAUGGCGGUGUACACUGGGGCAAAUGAAUGAAGUCUAUUGUCAACUCUAACCUUUCCUGUUUGUAAUAAUUUACUUGAAAGAAACUUAUGUUGUAUGAUAUUUGUGUUAUUGUAAACCUAACAUAGUGAAAUACACUACGAUAGCAACUGGUGCAUAAUUAAACAUGCUUUAGUUUCA